Molecule: messenger RNA, 924 nt
Organism: Ricinus communis (castor bean)
Lineage: Eukaryota; Viridiplantae; Streptophyta; Magnoliopsida; Malpighiales; Euphorbiaceae
Product: reticulon-like protein B14
Exons: 5
Coding region: 41-703 (220 amino acids)
Source: RefSeq, a predicted model, not a curated record
AUAUAUAUAUUUUCUGUCAGAGUUAAAAAUCUGAGAUAUCAUGCCGAGGCUGCCGGGGAUAGAUGAUUCCGAUUCUGACGAUGGGUAUUCGCCUUCAACAAAAUUAUUUGGCCGUCGCAGGUCUCUUCAUGCCAUCCUUGGAAGAGGCCAUGUUGCCGAUGUAUUGUUGUGGAAAAACAAGUAUUUGUCAGCAGGAAUGCUACUUGGUUUUACAAUGAUAUGGUUCCUUUUUGAAGUUGUGGAGUAUCAUUUUAUUACUCUUCUUUGUCAUUUACUUCUGAUCUUUUUGGUCAUUCUCUUCAUCUGGUCUAACAGCGCUGGAUUCAUCAAAAGGGAUCCUCCUACUAUUGAUGAUAUAGAGGUGCCAGAAUCUUCAUUGAGAUUCUUCUUUGUGCAAAUCAAUUGGUUGCUAUCAAGUUUUUAUGAAAUUUCAAGUGGCAAAGAUUUGGUAACUUUCUUUUGGACCAUAGUUUGUCUCUGGAUUUUAUCAGCUUUUGGGUCCUUAUGUGACACUUUGACUCUUUCAUACAUAGUGUAUCUCUGCAUAGCAACACUGCCGGUUUUAUAUGAGAGAUAUGAAGAUCAGGUGGAUCGUUUUGCUGGGAAAAGUAGCCACGAUAUGAAAAGAAUAUUUGACAAAUUUAAUUCAAAAGUUCUUGACAAGAUACCAAGAGGACCAACGAAAGAGAAAAAGCAUGCCUAAAAUUAAUUUGAAAUUCAUGGUUCCCACAGUGCAAAAUGGGAUCUAAUCCAGCACAAUUUAUUCAAAUUUCCUAUUUCUUCCUGUCUUUAACUUGUGAAAGAUGUAUAUGCAAUUGUGGAUUACUCGCAAUUUCAACUUAUAGCGAGAAACAUCCUGAAGUUUAUGUAAUGUGUUGUAAUGAUAAAUGUUUGCCUUGUUUAAUUAGUAUUUUAUUUGUUUCA